Molecule: messenger RNA, 1026 nt
Organism: Odobenus rosmarus divergens (Pacific walrus)
Lineage: Eukaryota; Metazoa; Chordata; Mammalia; Carnivora; Odobenidae
Gene: FANK1
Product: fibronectin type III and ankyrin repeat domains 1
Exons: 11
Coding region: 1-1026 (341 amino acids)
Biological process (GO): regulation of apoptotic process
Cellular component (GO): nucleus
Molecular function (GO): protein binding
Source: RefSeq, a predicted model, not a curated record
AUGGAACUAGAGGAAAUCACACCAUCCUCAAAGCCUCAUCCACCUGUUGUGGGCAAAGUGACUCAUCACAGCAUCGAGUUAUACUGGGAUCUGGAAAAGCGAGCGAAACAGCAAGGACCUCAGGAGCAGUGGUUCAGGUUCUCAAUUGAAGAAGAAGACCCCAAAAUGCACACUUACGGUAUCAUUUAUACGGGAUACUCAACAAAGCAUGUUGUAGAAGGUCUGGAACCACGAACACUGUACAAAUUCCGACUGAAGGUCACCAGCCCCUCUGGAGAAUAUGAGUACAGCCCAGUGGUCUCCGUAUCUACCACCAGAGAACCCAUAAGUAGUGAGCACUUUCACCGAGCUGUCAAUGUGAAUGAUGAAGAUUUGCUGGUUCGAAUACUUCAAGGAGGAAAUGUUAAGGUUGAUGUUCCCAAUAAGUUUGGCUUUACUGCUCUGAUGGUCGCUGCCCAGAAAGGCUACACCAGGCUUGUGAAAAUCCUCGUCUCUAAUGGCACAGAUGUGAAUCUGAAGAACGGAAGUGGCAAGGACAGUCUGAUGCUUGCAUGUUACGCGGGACACCUAGAUGUUGUGAAAUAUCUCCGAAGACACGGCGCUUCCUGGGAGACCAGAGACCUAGGAGGCUGCACGGCUCUGCACUGGGCUGCAGAUGGAGGCCACUGCAAUGUGAUCGAGUGGAUGAUAAAAGAUGGCUGUGAGGUAGAUGCUGUGGACACGGGCUCAGGAUGGACCCCACUCAUGAGAGUCUCUGCAGUCUCCGGAAACCAGAGUGCAGCCUCUGUGCUGAUCGAAGCUGGAGCGGACGUGAACAUGAGAGAUAAAGAUGGAAAGACCCCGCUCAUGGUUGCCGUGUUAAAUAAUCACGAGGAGUUAGUCCAGUUACUUCUUGACAAAGGAGCAGAUGCAAGUGUAAAAAAUGAGUUCGGCAAAGGUGUCCUAGAAAUGGCCAGAGUUUUUGACAGACAGAAUGUGGUCUCCUUAUUAGAAGAAAGGAAAAGAACCCAAAUGGCAAAGAAGUAG